Messenger RNA from Drosophila biarmipes, 703 nucleotides. Its product is annotated as rhodanese domain-containing protein CG4456. Gene Ontology annotation, molecular function: thiosulfate-cyanide sulfurtransferase activity. Gene Ontology annotation, cellular component: mitochondrion. Bases 185 to 610 code for a protein of 141 amino acids. Lineage: Eukaryota; Metazoa; Arthropoda; Insecta; Diptera; Drosophilidae. The transcript is spliced from 3 exons. The record is from RefSeq and is a predicted model, not a curated record.
GCUCUGUAGAGAAGACUAUCCCAAACCGUUUCGAAUUAGAAAUUCAAAGUGAAAUCGGAUCGAGAGCCCCGACCGGCGCCGGCGCCUAGAAAACUACCUAAACAAACAGGGCGACACCGCAAUAACCAGACGCGAUAAGCCGACUGAGCAAAUACUCCCGAACCGCGAAUAACGAGCCCCAUAAAUGAAUCUCUUGGGGCCGGCUAGCAAGUCAGUUGUACUCCAGCUGGCGAACCAAGUGAGGCUAGUGCUGCGCCCCCUGACCACGAUGGCCACCUACGAGCAGGUUAAGGAUGUGCCCAACCAUCCGGAAGUCUACCUCAUCGACGUCCGGCGCAAGGAUGAGCUUCAGCAGACGGGCUGCAUUCCGGCCAGCCUCAAUAUACCCUUGGAUGAGCUGGACAAUGCCCUCAGUUGUGAUGGGGCUGCUUUCAAGAACAAAUACGGAAGGUCAAAGCCGGGAAAAGAGUCCAGGAUCAUAUUCACCUGCCGCUCGGGAAAUCGAGUCGUCGAGGCUGAGAAAAUUGCCAAGAAUCAGGGAUACUGCAAUGUGGUGCUCUACAAAGGCUCGUGGAAUGAGUGGGCCCAGAAGGAGGGCCUUAACACUUAGGGAUCUAAAAAUUUGGAUUUUAAAUUACUCAGUUUAUAAAAACAUGUGGGAAAAGGAAUUUCUAAUAAAUAAUAACAUUUAAAACAAUUAAAA